This is a messenger RNA of Spinacia oleracea (spinach), 1527 nucleotides long. RefSeq lists its product as uncharacterized. The transcript is spliced from 2 exons. The coding region runs from base 227 to 1342 and encodes 371 amino acids. The record is from RefSeq and is a predicted model, not a curated record. NCBI's taxonomy places the organism in Eukaryota, Viridiplantae, Streptophyta, Magnoliopsida, Caryophyllales, Amaranthaceae.
GUUUUUUCGGACGCCAUUGUUGAGGAAGAGGAGAAAGCGGGCGCCAUCACCAAGGGAGAGGAGAAAGAUAGCAGAUGGCAAAGAAAGGAGGACAAACGUGGCAAAGGAGUAAGGGUAAAACGGGUUGCUGGAAAAAAUGGAUUAAAAUUCAAAAUUUAGGUGGUUGGUUGUUCGUUAUGGAGAAAAGGUGUAUGAUAUUCCCGUGAAUGAUCCUUUGUUUUAUGGAAUGAACAAACUAUUGGAGGACCUGGAAAAGCAGAUGGAUAACGAAGGUUCUCCUUUUCCCCCUAAUCCAAUUUUGAGGUACUUCUGUUCCUAUACCUUGAAAAUGGUGGAGUUGGACCGUUUGAACCUGACUCUUAUGUUUAUAAUGUGUAAGGACACCGAUAUUAAUAUAGUUCUUGAGGAUGGCGUUGAGCCCAAUGCAUCAGUGUUACAUUUUCUGGCCGAAAAAGAAAGAAAGGCAGCAGAGAAGUUAAAAAAGUUGAAGCAAUUAGAGGAAGAACGUAGGAAAAGAGAAAUGGAUGAAGAGUUCUUGAACUUUUAUGAGAGUUGUAGUUUAGGGGACUCUAAUUCCCCCAUUGAAAUUGCUGAAGUGAAGCUUGUAGCUACUGGUUAUAAUAUUGAGAGUGAUGAUGAAGGUGAAAAUAUUUAUUUUAAUAUUUUCCCAAAUGUCCCUUGGAACCCGCAUCCUCCAACUCCACCUCAGCCUUCUACACAUGGCACACCUAGUUCUUCUUGCUCUGCUGACCCAACUCAUUCUUCUGCUUCCCAUGACCCAUGUCAUGCUUUCCAGGAUGGUCCUAUUGCCCAAUUAUGUUAUGAAGAGAGUGACGAAAUUCCUCCUACUGAUCCACCAAAGACUCCUAGGAGAAAGAACUUUGCUAAAAGGACAAAGAAGGGAAAAAAGCAACAACCAAUUGCUAUGAGUUUAAUUGUGGGGAUGGUCUUCGAUGACAAAGAACGUCUACGUGAGAUUUUGACAGAUUUCUGUGUUCAAGAGAAGUUUAAUAUGAAAACGGUAAAAGCGGAAAGUAAUAGAUACACAGUCAAGUGUGCUGACAAAAAAUGGAGAUGGAGAGUACAUGCCACUCCGAUACCUGAUGAUAGUAAGUGGUUAAUUAAGACUAUGCAGCCGCUUCAUAGUUGUAAGAAGUUGCUGCGCAGUAGAAUGGCUGGCGUACGGUGGCUUACUACCCAUUUGCUUGAGGACGUUAGGGCUAACCCUAAUGUGGAAGUAGCAGAAUUGGUUGUACUUGCUGAUCAGCGGUUUCAAGAAAAAGUGCCAGUCCCCACAAUGUACAAAGUGAAGGCCGCUGCUCUGCGAAAGAUACAGGGGUAAUUUGCCUAGUAGCUAGUUUAAGAAAUAAUAUUGUCAUUUAAAUUCUCUGAAUUACUUUGCUGGAUUUAAAUUUUUUGGAUAACAUUGAUAUUUGGUAGAUGUAAUAUUUAUAGAUAAUUUACUAAUUAAUAUUCCAUCCUUGCACAAAUAGAUGUAUUACAUCUUCAAUAUUAUGGAUGUAGUUU